GUCUAUUUGGGAUUCUACAGACAAUAAUACAACAUGACCUACUUAGCCGUUGUGCUCAACGGACCAAAAGCCAAGAAUGGACGGAAGGUGUUCGACAGCUUCCUCGAACAAAAUCGGCAAAUGUUCUGGAAUCGAGAACUCACUUCGGCGUGCGAGUCGAUCACUUACAUGGGCUUCAUGCGCCCGGGCACCCUAUUCGUGUCGGGACCCGCCUCACAACUAACCGUGCUCAAGGAUGCAUGGGCACGACGCAUCUUGAAACCCGCAAUGGGCUACACAAUCACUUCUUUGGGUGACUUGGGCGCGAUUCAACAAGUUGAGCAGAUGCACUUCGUUCCGCUGGGAGAUGUCAUUUGUGACGCCGUCGCACAGCUCAAUCGUCAGGGACUUGCCGCCACCGAGCAAGCUAUUCGACAAUACGUUGCAAGGCACUGCCCACACGUUGCACCGCCUGGAAUUGAAAUGGUUCGGCAGACGAUCACCUCGCUGCUAUCCACUGGAUUCGUCUAUAAAAUGGCAGAUCACUACUUUGUGUCAGUUCCAACGAACUCUCCAAUGCGGCCGCCCGCCAAGGCAGCCACAAAAACUACAAAAACUACAGUGGAGUGUCAAACGGGUGCUUCGAUGAUGUGUCCCCAACAAACGUCCACGUCAUCCGAUGAGCAUGUGAUAGAGCCUGCGAAAAAAGAUCACAAAAAGUGCCAAAACUCAAAUCGUCGGAGCAUUUUUGCAAGGCUCUUCUCUCGUGGCAUGAAGCCUCAAACUAUUAUGCCAUCAGCGUCACCGAUUCAUGUUGGAGGACCUCCAACACCACCACCAGCUGCUAUGUUGCCUACCAAGAAUAAGUACCCGACUUAUCAUCACGAUCUCAACGAAGAGUGUCAACGGAAGGCUCGAAGACGUAACCACCCCCGUCGUGGCGAGACCCAAAAGCUACUCUCGUCUAGUUCGGAAUGUCUCAAGUACUAUCCAGUUGAUAUGCCAGAGACCCGACCGACUCGUCGAAGGGCCCGCAUGGCUUCACCACUCCGAAGUUCCACACCGAACAACUCGGAUUCGGCCUACUCGAUCUCUCCACCACAUACCGAUUCAAAUGAGGAAGCUGGCAGUAUCAGUGAUUCGGAGAUCAAUCACACAUAUAUCAAUAUCAACAAGUUCCGCCGUCAGAAUUUCGAUUCCACGCAGUUUGAGGAUCUGACAGGUGCCACAGCGACAACUUCAGAGGAGCCCGAGAUUUUGGGACGACACAUUCGAGGCGUCCUGAUCUCCAAUUUGUAGAUUUCAUACUUUUUUAUUUGAAAUUCUUGGUAAAACUUUUCAACCAUUUAUUUUUCAAAUUAUCAAAAUGUUUAGCUAUAGUUCCACAAACACAUCAGAAUCCAGUGAAAUUUUGUUUUUUUUCUACUUCUAUUUUUACCCUUACAAAUAGAGUUUGUUAGCGCACUUUUAAGCCCCCACCCAUCAAAACGUGUCUUCUUUGUUUUCACCCAAUUUCAUACUUUUUUUGUUACACUUUCUGCGUCUCUUCUACUCCAUGUUGGAGUUGUGUCUAUGUCUCUUCUCCCAAUUCUAUUUCUCUUAAAUUUUCCCCAUACACCCCAAGUUUUAUCCUGUUUUAAUGUCAUUUUUCUAUGAAAAACUGUUUUAUUUUUGCCCGGAAAAUAAAUAUGGGACUAAUUUACUUU
Caenorhabditis elegans is the source of this 1685-nucleotide messenger RNA. It is a transcript of the gene ham-1, whose product is annotated as Stork-head box protein ham-1. Lineage: Eukaryota; Metazoa; Nematoda; Chromadorea; Rhabditida; Rhabditidae. Bases 34 to 1278 code for a protein of 414 amino acids. The transcript has 5 exons. Gene Ontology annotation, biological process: regulation of transcription by RNA polymerase II. Gene Ontology annotation, cellular component: nucleus; cell cortex; cytoplasm. The record is from RefSeq and is marked reviewed.